AUGUUCCGUCUAAACGCAGCAAGAACUGUAUCCAGAUCCUUGAAUCUAGCUGGUAAGCGUUUUUACGCUGAAGCUGCCCCAUCAGGGUUCCUACAAUUGCAAUUUGCCCUACCACAUGAAACCGUCUUCGCCGGUAGCAAGGUCACUCAGGUUAAUUUGCCCGCACAAUCCGGUAGAAUCGGUAUCCUGGCCAAUCACGUGCCAACCGUUGAACAAUUGACUCCAGGUGUCAUUGAAGUGUUUGAAGGAACUCAAUCAAAGAAGUUCUUUGUCUCUGGUGGUUUUGCCGCUAUGCAACCAGACUCUACACUAUGUAUCACUUCUGUCGAAGCUUUCCCACUGGACUCCUUCUCUCAGGAGAACGUCAGAUCUCUAUUGAGUGAUGCCAAGAGCAAGGCUUCCUCUUCGGAUGAAAGAGUUGCAGCAGAAGCUGCUAUCCAAAUCGAAGUGUUGGAAUCGUUGCAAUCUGCCCUUAAAUAG
Messenger RNA from Torulaspora delbrueckii, 480 nucleotides. It is a transcript of the gene ATP16, whose product is annotated as F1F0 ATP synthase subunit delta. The record is from RefSeq and is a predicted model, not a curated record. Gene Ontology annotation, molecular function: proton-transporting ATP synthase activity, rotational mechanism. The transcript has a single exon. Bases 1 to 480 code for a protein of 159 amino acids. NCBI's taxonomy places the organism in Eukaryota, Fungi, Ascomycota, Saccharomycetes, Saccharomycetales, Saccharomycetaceae. Gene Ontology annotation, biological process: proton motive force-driven ATP synthesis.